Bombus pyrosoma is the source of this 5729-nucleotide messenger RNA. Its product is annotated as piggyBac transposable element-derived protein 4-like. NCBI's taxonomy places the organism in Eukaryota, Metazoa, Arthropoda, Insecta, Hymenoptera, Apidae. The coding region runs from base 1118 to 2908 and encodes 596 amino acids. The record is from RefSeq and is a predicted model, not a curated record. The transcript is spliced from 5 exons.
AGUGAGUUCUAAUUUCUCCCCCUUGUUUAUUUUCAUAUUUUAUAGAACUCAUUCACGUAAGAAAUUGGGUUGUGAAUUUGUGUAUGUUUUGAGAUAUUUAUAUUCUUAUGUUCUUAUCAUCUCGAUCUUAUUGUUCAUAGGAUUUAGAAUGAUAAAUCAUACCUCUUGAUUAUAUUGCAAAUAAUCAAUUAAUUAACGGGUUUUCGAUUAAUAUUUAGAGCGUACUAUAGUGUAGUUUUUUUUUAUUUUAAUUUGUACUAGUGUGUUUGUAUAUUACAUAGCGGGUUCUUGUCCCUUUUGACGCUAUAAUUUGUUAAUAAAUUUUAUUUAAUUUAAUAAGUCCUGCUCUCAACUACCUUAUCGACCGUACGGUAUCAUAGUUCGACAACCUGCUGUAUCUCAUUCAAGCGCUGCUAGUUCUGUACUAUGUUCGUUCUGUCUAAUAUAGCCGCAACUGUCAACACGUGUACUAAUGUGUUCAAGUGUUACUAUAAUCAAUUAAUUAUAUAGUUAAAAUAAAUUAAAUUUUUGAACAAAGUAGUGGAUUUGCCUUUUGUGCAUUUACCGCAAUACAUAACUACAUAGUGUUGCAAUGCUUAACUUAAUAGCUUAAUCGUUUAUUCGGCACGUGGUUGACAGUUUCUUUUAUGAUAUUUCUUUCUUCUAGCAAUAUAAUUAGUGUGUACCUGUGCAGGUUCAUCAUGCAGUGAGUAACUGUGAAAUAACUGUGUCUCACGUUUCAUCGACAGCAUUGACAACAAUAUUAUAUAUUACCACUUGUUAUCUCCGUUAGCAACUUAACCUCGCAUCGUUAUCCAGUGUUAUACGUGAAAUGGCGGAUCAUUUAUCUACUACCACAUGCAUCGAGGUUAUGUGGACUCGUUAAUGUUCCAUCGAGUACAAAGUUCCAUCGAAGAGCUCUUCACUCUCAGUGACUAUAUCAAUGAGAUUUCUAGGAGUCAGCGUUUUUGUGCAUGGUUUUCAAGAGUAUAUUGUGCAUCAUCCAAUUCUUCACCACAACCCUAGCAUUUACUGGUCGUUUCUUUAUUUAUUUUUUCAUGGUAUGAAGCGCCACUAUAGUGGCUUACUCUACUGACUCAUUCACCGUUUGAACUAAAUGAUCUGUUUCAUUUGUCUUGCUUCACACUUCUUUUGCCCUCAAACAUUUUCUGACAGUGUUAACAAUAUACAGAUGCAAUAUAUAGUCUUUGCUUUUAAUAUGUUAGCAAUCUUCAACCACAAAAUGUCACUUCAAAAUAGGAAACGAAGAGCAAUUUGCUACAAUUCAGAAACAGACUCGGAAGUCGAAAAUGAUUUAACCAAAAACAAACGUGAUAGGAAGAAUGGAAAAAAAUUAAGAACAUUAAGUUCGUCCGAAUCAGAAGAUUCCGAUGUUCACGGAGAGACGACAUGCGGAAAAAUAAACUGGUCAUAUGAAAAUUUGAAACCGCAAGUGCAUAAAUUUGAUUCCCACAAUUCUGGCAUGACAAUCCAGCUUAAUCGAUCUGCAACUCCGAUCGAUUACUUCCAACUAUUUUUCUCUGAAGAAUUAGUGUCAUUUAUUGUGGAAAAAACGAAUGAAUACCGCAAAUUCAAGAUGGACAAUUGUAGGCGCUCUUUCCUAAAACCUCACGAAAGAGAAACAACAUUGAGUGAAAUAUACAAUUUCUUUGUAAUUCGUUUAUUAAUGUCGCGAGUAAAGAAAUUACAUUUUUCCGAAUAUUGGACAAAGGAUAAAUUUUUGCGAACCGAUGUUUUUGGCAAAAUUAUGAAUAGAGAUAGAUACAUUUUUCUAUUACGCAUUCUUUACUUCAGUAAAAUUGAGUUACUUAAUUCCGAUAAACUGAUAAAAAUUAGAGAAUUUUGUAAUAAGCUUUGUCGUUCCUUUCAAAAUUGUUUUAUUCCAUUCCGCCAUUUAUGCGUGGAUGAAAGUUUAUUGCUAAAGGGGCGGUUAUCAUUCCAGUAUAUCCCGUCCAAACAAAAUAGGUUUAAUAUCAAGUCUUUUGUAUUGUGUGACUGCAAAACGGGAUUCGUACUAAAUUUUGUUGUAUAUGCCGGCAGCGAUUCCGAAAUAACAAAAAUGAACGAAAAAUAUCUAGGAAAAUCGGCUGAGGUUGUACUCACAUUAUUGAAUUCAUAUUUAGGAAAAGGGCACACAUUGUUUGUUGACAACUGGUAUACCAGCCCGACCUUAUUCAGGUAUUUACAUGAUAAUAAAACUAACGCGUGCGGUACCGUAAAGUCGCGAAGAAGAGAAAUGCCUGUAAUGAAGGAAAAACUAAACAAGGGUGAGAUAUGCUUCCGAUCAUCGCCUAAUAUGCUCGCUCUCAAGUGGCAAGACAAACGGGAGGUAUAUAUGUUGUCAACUUCCCACUCCGCGGAUUAUAUAAAUACUAAAAAAAUAAACUAUCGGACCGGAGAAAUUAUUCAAAAACCGUCUUGUAUUGUUGAUUACACUGCCAAUAUGGGUGUAGUCAACAAUAGGGACAAAGUAAUAUCGAGUGUACAAUCAGUCCGAAAAAGUGUCAAAUGGUAUAAAAUAUAUUUUUUCCACCUGCUUGACGUGGCAAUCUGGAACGCGUAUUGUUUAUAUAAGCUUCAAAAAAAAGAAAAGGUAACAAUGCGAGUGUUUCACCUUAGAUUACUUAAAGAAAUUUUCGAAAAAUUCGGUUAUACGAAUAAUAAUGUUAGCGCUAACAAAUCUAUCGCUGAUCAUCCCUUCAGACUAAGCGGAAAACAUUUUCCAUCGUACUGUAGGUCCACAAAAUCUAAAAAAGCGUUACGGAACUGUAUCGUAUGUUCAAAGAAUGAUGUAAGACGAAGAUCGCGCUAUGAGUGUGAAGAUUGUGACGUGGGUCUAUGUGUCAUACCGUGCUUUAAAAUAUAUCACACUCAAUUGUAUUAUUAAUUAUUAAAGUAAAUUAUUAACCUCUUAGGUACGGCUGAAUUUUGCACGGGGCUGUUUUUCUCUCUGGGUGAGUUUGACGUGAAUUACGCUUGAACGAUACGGUACUGCAAUGUGUAACGAAUAAUGCUGUUCUCUACGCAAGCACGUUGGAAUGAAGUUUUUGAUAACUAAAUUAUAAUUUUUCUUAAAGACGUGAUGCAUAUACUUUAACUUAUAACUAAUACUAAUUAUGUAUUUAUUGUUUAUUCUUUUUAUGUUAUUAUUUUGAUUGUUAAACGUAACAAGUUUAUAAAAUGACAACUGACAUACAGAAAUAGUAGCAUGGCGAUCAGUACAAGAAGGUAAGGAGGACUAGGUGGUGAGAUGAACAAUUAUACUUUCCUAUACUUCCGAAAAAUCGCUCACGAGGCUAUCUCAUGCUAAGCCGAGGUUUGCAUGACCCAGGGGGUCGCUAGCCGUUUGUCAAUUUAGCCCUACAGAAAAUCGCGAUUUUUAUGAACGCUGUUGAGACUGACACGAAAACUUAGCAAGAAAAGAUACAUGGAUGUGUGUCUUAUUGCAGCAACGGAUAAAAGAAAACAGCUUUCUCGAAAAUAGCUUCGCUGGCGCGUAUAUCGUAAGUCGUAUCGACCGUUGGAAAGCGUUAAUUCGUGACCAAAAUCAAAUUUCAUAAUUUCAAUUUAAAAAUAUUUUCUUUUUUUUUUUUAUGAAUUCACGACCUUCAAAGCUCGAAAUCCACACAUUUCUUCUUUUAGAUGUUUCUAUGACUAUAUAUAGGGUUAUGCAAACACAAUAAUAAAAUUGACAUUAGUUGUUUUCAUUAUUGUUAAAAUAAGUGCUAAAGAAUGACAAUUAAUCGUUAUUUAAAAAAUGGAUACGUUUUUACUGCUUUCUAUUAACCCUCGUCUUUCCAGAAAAGUGUGCGAACAGGAAUCGUGUCAUAUUCAAAUAGUUUAACUUCAGAAUCUAGUAAUUUAUUCUCAUGUCUGGUUUAUUAAAUAUUAAGUAACAUAUCUAUAAUAAAAAAAUUAAAAUUUUAUCUUACAUUUUUUUAACGAGUAGUAACAUGUACCGAUAUGCAUCGCAAGUUCCUUGAUACACGUUGAGUAAAAGUAAUUUGCUUGGCGUCUACCACUUGGUAUUUCUCUAAGCGAGUUGACAAUGCAGUCCCGUUUUUUUCCUUCAACAUCAAGAAUGUGAAGUUUAUUGUUUAAUUUGUUUUCCGAUAAUGAUUUUGAAGGCCGUAUUUGUGGUCUCCGAAAGUUACAUUUGAAACGAUCGAUCAGGAGCUUGAUAAAUUUGUAAUACGUCAUAGGUGUUUCAUUGUUUGUUUUUUCUAAUAUUUGAUACAAUAUGUAUGAGUUAAUCACACACAUCUCGACUCCUCAAAAAAAUAAUUUUCUCUACCAUUUUAAAGAUUUUCGUAGGAAACAAUACAGUGAAUUCUCGCUUAACCGGCUGCGUGAUCCGUGGACCGGACCUUUAUCAGUUAUCAUUUCUGGUAGUUACCGAACAAAAAUAUAUCAUCAUAACGCAUAAAAUAAUGUUUAUUGCAUUUACCUAGUACAUACAUACGUAUAUAUGAACAAUGUUUAUCAAAUAUUAUUCUGUACAGAAAAAUCGAUAAUUCUUUUUACUUCUUUGAUUUAAAUUCGCUUAUUAAUGCAAUAUCAUACCACUUUUAAAAAAAUAAGAUAUCAAUUACAGAUGAAUUCUCUUGCUGUUUAAUGUAUCUCAUUGCAGUUUCAAGUGCAAUCUUUCUUUCUGCAUGACUCAUUUCUUCGUUCACAACUCAAUCCUUCUUCAUUCAAAGCUUUGGAAUUAUUUAAUUCUUCAUUGUUCAUCAAUUCUGCUUGUCUAAUAGUCUCGAUAAUUUCAUCAUUUAAUAUUUCAUUCUCUAAAAUGUUAUCAUUUAUAAGCCAUUCAGCGAUAUCGUGUACUAAAUUUUUGCAUCCGAGUAAAUGAUUGAAAUCAUUGAGCAAUCGUUUUACUCGGUGAAUUUUUCGGCAUCAGGCCAUAAUUUCUUCCAUGAUCUUAAAUAUGUCGACGCCACAAUUUUUUCAAAUGCAGGUACCAACAUAUGAAUAACAUCUUUAAUAUUAGUUUUCUCAAGAACAUCAGUAAAUUGUGUUUCUAACAUCGUUAACCUGGUCAUCUGUUUCAUUUUCGAUUUCAGAUCGUUACAUGUUGGAACUAAACCUUGAAACAUCAUUUUAUCUCGAUACCUUUUUAUAAAUAUCAUUUUAUCUCGAUAUCUUUUUUUAUAGAUAAGUCAUCGUAAUUGUAACUAUCUUCAAGAUAAGAGGAAGAAGUUAUUAAUAUAAAGUAGAAACCAGAGGAAGUAUUACAACCAUCCCCUGUCCCGGAGCUUUUAUCUGCUUCUAAAUUAUUCCGUUUCACAAUUAUUGCAAACAUAUAAAUCGUGUUGUUAUGAAAUUGCGGUAUGAAAUUACCGAUGGCAGUAAUGGCACAAGUUGGAGUAACUAAGCUUGCCGCUCAACACAUGUUAAUGCCCCAACUUGUUUUGUUCCUUUCUUCGCAAACACCUUGUUUUACUUUUCUACUAAGGUGAUGCCAGUUUUAUGAACAUUAUAAAUACUUUUCGCUUCGAAUUUGGAAAUCAUCAAAAACCUUUUCUAAAUUCUCAAAAGCAUCAACGUUUAUUUCAUUGAAGCUAGUGACACGAGAUAGACUUGUGGGCUCUGGACAUAGAAUACACAAUAAUUGUUGAGUAUCUUCUCAUACAACUGUAUUGGUUUUCUAACUAGAGAACCAAUUUUUAUUGGCCGCUUUGCUUUUUUCCCACUGGCAUAAUGGCAUG